AGACUCCGGCUGCAAACCCGUCUCGGCGGGGCGGGGAGCCGAGCUUCCUUCUCUGAGGGCCGCGGGGCGCCGCCCGACUUGUCCUUCCGCCCCGGCCUCCGCAGCUGGUGGGCGAGCGAGGGGGCGAGCGGAAGACGCGGCGUGGCCGAGGUCCGCGACGCGGGCGGCUGGAGCAGCGGCGGUCGGGGGUGGUCGGCGCGCGCCAUGUCGCUGUGGGGGGAGCCGCUGCAGGGCCCGCCGUCCCUGGCCUCGCAGCCCCCUCCGGCCGGCGCGACCCUCAACCGCCUGCGGGAGCCGCUGCUGCGGAGGCUCAGCGAGAGCUUGGACCGGGCGCCCGAGGGCCGGGGCUGGCGGAGGCUGGCGGAGCUGGCGGGGAGCCGGGGGCGCCUCCGGCUCAGUUGCCUGGACCUGGAGCAGUGUUCUCUUAAGGUAUUGGAGCCUGAAGGGAGCCCAAGCCUGUGUUUACUGAAGCUAAUGGGUGAAAAAGGUUGUACAGUCACGGAACUGAGUGACUUCCUGCAGGCUAUGGAACACACUGAAGUUCUUCAGCUUCUCAGCCCCCCAGGAAUAAAGAUCGUUGUAAACCCAGAAUCAAAGGCAGUCUUGGCUGGACAGUUUGUGAAACUGUGUUGCCGGGCAACUGGACAUCCUUUUGUGCAAUAUCAAUGGUUCAAAAUGAAUAAAGAGAUUCCAUAUGGAAAUACAUCAGAACUUAUUUUUAACACGGUGCAUGUAAAAGAUGCAGGCUUUUAUGUCUGUCGAGUUAAUAAUAAUUUCACCUUUGAAUUCAGCAAGUGGUCACAGCUAGAUGUUUGCGAUGUCACAGAUGUAACAGAAAGCUUCCAGGAGCUUUUUCAAGGAAGUUUGGAUGGCAUCUCUGAAUCCAAGUUGCAAAUUUGUGUUGAACCAAGGUCCCAGAAGCUGAUGCCAGGCAGCACGUUGGUUUUACAGUGUGUUGCUAUUGGAAGCCCUAUUCCUCACUACCAGUGGUUCAAAAAUGAAUCACCAUUAACACAUGAGACAAAAAAGCUAUACAUGGUGCCUUAUGUGGAUUUGGAACAUCAAGGAACCUAUUGGUGUCAUGUAUAUAAUGAUCGAGACAGUCAAGAUAGCAAGAAGGUAGAAAUCAUCAUAGGAAGAACAGAUGAGGCAGUGGAGUGCACUGAAGAUGAAUUAAAUAAUCUUGGGCAUCCUGAUAAUAAAGAGCAAACAACUGAUCAGCCUUUGGCAAAGGACAAAGUUGCUCUUUUGAUAGGAAAUAUGAAUUACUGGGAGCACCCCAAACUUAAAGCUCCUUUGGUGGAUGUUUAUGAAUUGACCAACUUAUUAAGACAGCUGGAUUUCAAAGUUGUUUCACUGUUGGAUCUUACUGAAUAUGAGAUGCGUAAUGCUGUGGAUGAGUUUUUACUACUUUUAGACAAAGGAGUAUAUGGGUUAUUAUAUUACGCAGGACAUGGUUACGAAAACUUUGGGAACAGCUUUAUGGUCCCUAUUGAUGCUCCAAAUCCAUACAGGUCUGAAAAUUGCCUAUGUGUACAAAAUAUACUGAAAUUGAUGCAAGAAAAAGAAACUGGACUCAAUGUGUUCUUGUUGGAUAUGUGUAGGAAAAGAAAUGACUAUGAUGAUACCAUUCCAAUCUUGGAUGCAUUAAAAGUCACUGCCAAUAUUGUGUUUGGAUAUGCCACGUGUCAAGGAGCAGAAGCUUUUGAAAUCCAGCAUUCUGGAUUGGCAAAUGGGAUCUUUAUGAAAUUUUUGAAAGAUAGAUUAUUAGAAGACAAGAAAAUUACCGUGUUACUGGAUGAAGUUGCAGAAGAUAUGGGGAAAUGCCACCUUACCAAAGGCAAACAAGCACUAGAGAUUCGAAGUAGUUUAUCUGAGAAGAGAGCACUUACUGAUCCAAUACAGGGAACAGAACAUUCUGCAGAAUCUCUGGUGCGAAAUUUACAGUGGGCCAAGGCUCAUGAACUUCCAGAAAGUAUGUGUCUUAAAUUUCAGUGUGGUGUUCAGAUUCAAUUAGGAUUUGCAGCUGAGUUUUCUAACGUCAUGAUAAUCUAUACAAGUAUAGUUUACAAGCCACCUGAGAUAAUAAUGUGUGAUGCCUAUGUUACUGAUUUUCCACUUGACCUAGAUAUUGACCCAAAAGAUGCAAAUAAAGGCACACCCGAAGAAACCGGCAGCUACUUAGUAUCAAAGGAUCUUCCCAAGCAUUGCCUCUAUACUAGACUCAGUUCACUGCAAAAACUAAAGGAACAUCUGAUCUUCACAGUAUGUUUAUCAUAUCAGUACUCAGGAUUGGAAGAUACUAUAGAGGAAAAGCAAGAAGUGAAUGUUGGGAAACCUCUCAUUGCUAAAUUGGACAUCCAUCGAGGUUUGGGAAGGAAGACUUGCUUUCAGACUUGCCUUAUGUCUAAUGGCCCUUACCAGAGCUCUGUGUCCACCCCAGGAGGAGCAGGCCAUUAUCACUCAUCUCAAGACUCAUUCCAUGGCGUUUACCAUUCGCAUAUGGGUAAUUCGAAUAAUGUUAUGCCUUCAGAUAGUUGUCAUUGCAGCCGGACUCCAGAUGCGUUUAUUUCCAGUUACCGUGCUCACCAUUAUUCAUGCCAGUUUGGCAGAAGUAAUGUGCCAGUAGAGACAACUGAUGAAAUACCAUUUAGUUUCUCUGACAGGCUCAGAAUUUCUGAGAAAUGACCUCUUUGUUUUUUGAAUUUAGCUUAAUUACUAGAUGCCUCAUAUGAAAUAGUACUGUAUCUGUAUAAAGUGAGACAACGUGAAAAGGCAAAUAUGAAUAUGUAGAGAGAGAAAAUUAGUAACAGCUGGUUCAUAGCAAACUCAGGCCUUUGAAAUGUUGGCAUUACAUCAUUUAAUCAC
Molecule: messenger RNA, 2868 nt
Organism: Microcebus murinus (gray mouse lemur)
Lineage: Eukaryota; Metazoa; Chordata; Mammalia; Primates; Cheirogaleidae
Gene: MALT1
Product: MALT1 paracaspase
Biological process (GO): positive regulation of canonical NF-kappaB signal transduction; B cell activation; T cell receptor signaling pathway
Molecular function (GO): cysteine-type endopeptidase activity
Source: RefSeq, a predicted model, not a curated record